Molecule: messenger RNA, 777 nt
Organism: Kluyveromyces marxianus DMKU3-1042
Lineage: Eukaryota; Fungi; Ascomycota; Saccharomycetes; Saccharomycetales; Saccharomycetaceae
Gene: NSG2
Product: protein NSG2
Exons: 1
Coding region: 1-777 (258 amino acids)
Biological process (GO): sterol biosynthetic process
Cellular component (GO): endoplasmic reticulum
Source: RefSeq, a predicted model, not a curated record
AUGGAGGAAAAACCAUUGAAAAGUACUGGAUCCAAGUUUGGGAGCUCCGACUCUUUCCAUACAUUGACAAAACCAACUUUGUUUGGGUUGUAUGAUGAUGAUGUUGUAAAGAGUGAGGAUACUGAAAUAUACGAGGAAGUAAAGAAGACGUCUAAUGAAAAGGGUUCCGUAGCAGGGAAAGAGGAAGAGCGCCUAAAAAGUUUACCUAGUGUAUCCACAGUAGCUACUACUUGGAUCGUUCUGUCUGCUGCUGGUAUCGCAUACCACGAAUUGUCAAAGAAUUUGCAUGAUAAUCACGAAUUACAUAAUGAUUUCACCUCUCAUCCAUUGUUAUUGGCAGCAACAAUUGCCCAGUCUCUAAGUUUUGGAUACAUUCCACCAUGGGUUGCAUAUGCGAUUGAGGGUAUUGUUUUUGGCAGUAUCGUGCCAAUCUUGGAUUGGCUGUUUGGUAUUUUCGAUACGAACAGCAUUUCAAUAUCAAGUGUUUUGAGGUCUACUAAUGCAAUGUUGGGUGUUUCCUUUGGAAUCCGCAGAAUUGAGUGGUCCUCCAGCCUGCAAGCCAGUGGAGCAUGGUUUUUACUAAAUAUUGUAUUAUGGCUGUUUUUCGACGGUACAUUCACUAUGCUGAUUUCUGGAAUAGCGAUCGGAUUAAUCACAUGUUUGACUUGUUACCACCAUAUCACAGACAAUGCUCAAUUGCUAUACUUUGUGGACUUCUACUUCUUAGGCUUGCUAUUUUUCACCAGGCUUGGAAAGUAUAUGUACCGCCGUAGAUAA